UAUCUUCUGACUGUAUCGAUCUCUGGCGUAUGCCAAAUUGUCUGUGGACACGUCACGGUAACUGAAUCACCGUGGAUGCUGCACUGCUGGAGACGUUCCGAUAAUAGCAUCUUGUUGCCACAAUACAAACGAUUGAUAGGUAUCGUAAGACAUCCUUGGCUGCCGCGCAGUCGUAACCUUGUCCGCGCUGCUCUUUCUGCCGAUUUCUUAUUUGUCGACUUAUAGUUUCAGGUCUCAAAGAUGACUCCCACUCUCGAUCCGGCUCGCAUUCGCACUCUCACUCAGGCUGAGAUAAAGGCGGAGUUGCAGGUCUUCAGUACCGAAGGAACAAUCGUGUCGGUUACACAGCAACUUCUCGAUUUGAUUGAGCGAGGUUCCCUCUCGGCUUCUACAUUUAGAAUUUGGCUCGCCGUAUCCAGCUCGCCCGUUGUCCUCCGGCAGUCGUUGGAACAAAACAUAUCAGUUGGCGUCAGACUCUUGGGGAUCAAGCUUCUCCACAAAAAGCUUGGUUCGCCACGUUGGAGAGAGUUCUGGGAUGGCCUGGGCGGCACAGCAGGAUUACUGGACAUCCUCAGCAACCUGUCCGUGAGGGAAGUGCAGGGAACAUGUCAAGCUAUCGGGCGUAUGGUGAGAAGCGGAGAGUUGGACGCUAAGCGUCAGAGGGGCACGGAGCUUUUCAAAAGCCUGCAUCCUACGUUUUUCCCGGAUAUGCGACACAAAACGACGGACUUGCGACAAUUAACGAAGUACUAUCAGCUUCUCGUACCGAGCUGCUCACAGGAUCUUGUCAACGAACUCAUAUCUGGAGAGAAUGUGGGAAGAUGGCGACAUAUCAAUAACAAAAAUUUGCUUCAAUACCACUCGGAAUGCGUCGGGAGACAUGGGAUGCAAUCAGUCUCCGCUGGCUCUUCGGUAAAUGGGAAGACCAGCGCGAACUUAGAGGCGUUAUCUAGGCACUUUCCAUCUCAAGCGACCCCAGAACCCGGAAUAUCGGCCUCCAUGGCGUUUUCUCUAGACCUGUUGCGUGAGCUAGUCCAAACGGGCACUCGAAUUGUAGACGUUGAGUGGGCCGUUGAUGUGCUCAUCCGACCACUACUCAAGCGCGCCGUCCGAAAGAAAGUCAGCUCGCCAAGAAUACAGGAGAUCGUUGACCUUGUCCUGCAGUACCUGGAGCGACAUCCCGGCGCUGCAAAACGUCUCACCAACAACAGAGAUGAUGUACUCCACCUGAUCGCUUCAUGCUGGUCCCGCAGGUCGGUGAAGUUUGAGAGACAGCUCAAGUAUGUACUUCACCUAGUCUUCGACGACAUGACCCAAAUAUCCGCAUUCGAGGACCUCAUGAUCGGAAUUCCGAAGUCACGACGAUACGCACUCUUGCGCCUGUGCGUCCAAGAAAUCAUGGGGAUAGACCUAGAUGCCGAGACGGGCUUAGGAAAGCUCCGAGGUCCUCUCACUUCCGAUUUACUUGAGUGUAUCGAGUCAUCACAAGCCUUGGACCUGUUUACACGUCUACGACAGGCUAGAGGCGACGAAGGCCUCAUCCAACCGGGUGAAUACAGCUCUGUCUUGGGAGUUACACGAACGCACCAUAUGUACGAGGGGGACCCUGAUCUCUAUUACCUUGUGCUCCUUCGGAAAAAUGGUCUCAGAGAAGAUGCAAAGUCGUUCGCUGUAAAACUCCUGGAAACUCGAAAGAAAAGAGCCACGUCGACUUCAGAUAGAGAGAAGCGUUCAGAAUACGCUGUAUCGGCUUGGGCAUGCGCAAAUGCCAGCGGAUCGUUGAGCCUGCUCUCAGAUACCCUCCAAUGGACGAAACGGUUUAUUCGUGACCAGUUCACGGCACGCAACCUUUACGCAACACAUUUUGAUGAGACAUAUACGUUACUGUCUGGCUUCUUCUAUCCCUCUGACAACAUGAGCUUCCCCGAACUUCGUCAACGAAUCGAGCGCGCGAAUACAAUCAUGGCGGAUUUGUUUGAUGUUGCAUGCUCAGCCUUGCACGAGCCGUCCUUUUCCGUGCAUGACUGGCGCGGCACUAUUGAACUCUUCCAACACGUGGUAAAAGAACGCUUGAACCUGUCAGAAGAUCUUCGACAAGCAAUAAAGGCCUCGGACGACGAGAUGUACACAGUCUUUUGGGAGCACACGGUUGUAACCCUUGUCGCAGUCGAGGAGAAAGCUAACCAAGAAGGUCAUGAGCGUCUAGGGGCCAAUCUUCUUUCUGGGAUCCUAGGUCGUGGAAUGGAUAUUGGAAUCACGUUCAAAAACCAAGAUGUAUCAACAAUAACAUUUCUGGACAACCUUGCGAGGGCCAGGGACAGACUGUGGCAGAAAAUACGACUGUCUAGGUAUCCCGCAGUGCUUACACUACCGGCGGCAUUCCCACGCGGCCUGCCGGUACAACACCUCGUUGCACCUUGGUUCCCCGAUAUUCGUAAUUUGCAACAGCACGCGCCGUAUAUUUUCUCUCGUGUUAUGACCUCUCUUUUCAUUGAACCAAAGGCGGCGCUCGAUCUCGCACCUACAAACAAAGAAGCCGUGGACGCUAUCGGUGCGUUUGUAGAUAGCUACCAAUUCGCCUUGAGGGUGUACAUUCCUGAAGCCUAUGAACCACAAGAGAAAACGAUGCGAUUGACACAAGUUUGGAACCACGCCAUCGGACCGCUAAGCCAACCCAGGAUGAGUUCUGAUGAAGCCAUUAGGGUUUGGAAAACCUACCUCCCACAGUAUCUUAUGGAACUCCUACCCAAUAUCCUGCCCGAAGAAGCGAAACAUGUUUGGCCACUGAUACCAAAGACGAAAAACCCAGCGAAGACCCGAGAAUGGAAUCCACUUGCGAACGGUCGGCCUGAAAUCAAAGCACGCAGUCUCGGCGAUCCGACGUAUAUCGACAUCUCCACGUUGGGCCUCUACAACGCAGUCGAUCGUGCUAAGAUCCAUGAUAGUUAUCCUCUACCUGCUCCACAAGUUCCCGCUCAAGGAGAAGUUUUGAUCUGGCAGACAGCAGACAUCGAUACUGAUGGCGGAGUGCUUGCUGCUCUGCUAUAUCUGGAUACGAAGCAGACCUCUGGAGAGCGCCUGCUGUGUUCGCCGUUCCCAUCUCAUGCUGAUGCCAGAUAUCCAUGUCUCUAUCUCGACGAAGAAUUCCUGUCGCGGGAAGAUCUUUCACCAUUGGGUGCAGCACGAUAUCUGAAUAACCACGUGGGCUUCGCGCCACCUCCCCUGCUGUAUAAGCUUACUGAAAAAUUACUGAAAACUUUGGAUCCAGGGCAUGAUUCGAUUGUUCUAGAGCAAGUCAUCUGCCAGCUUAUUCAGGCUUUGGGCAGAAGCGAUAGGCCAAGUCUUGCGUCCAUACUUGCCAUUCAGGUCAUCAUUGAGCAACCCAGCGCCAGCUCCUGGAACCGCAUAUUGUUGAAUAGAGGCUUUUUCCAGCGUCUGUCCACUUCCAGUGCGAAAGAUUGCGUCGAUUGUUUCGCUGGAGCAGUCGUGGCGAAAUUGGACGCACAGGCCAAAGCGAAAGAAGACUGGCAAGUCAGGGUGACCCUCGAUGCUGCCACAGGAACCGAUCCGGGCAACACUCAACCUUCAACGCAGUCCUUUGUCAAAAUUACGACUGUGAAGUUGCUGAUUCAACUCCUGCACGGAACAAGUUUCAUUGGCGACGACUCCUCACUCAACAUACUUUCUGUACUCUCCGAGAAGGUCUCGCAUAUUGAUGUUCGUAUUAGCAUUUUGAAAAGUCUUUUGAGCAUGCUUCAACCUGGUCCGCUCGAGACAUGCGAACGCGUGUUUACGGCUCUUCAGCCUCUCCUGCCGCUGGUAGGUAGCUUGAAUGAGCGCGAACCCUUGACAGAAAGGGACUGGGUAAACGCUGAAGACACCCUUUCACUUCCUGACGUUCAACCCACCAACAACAUCCUGUGGAGUAGUGAGUCCUCCAUGUUGGCUGCGCUCAUUGUUCACUAUCGCCAUCAGCCUGAAGAUAUGAAACUGCGUGGACUGUUUUCCAAACGUAUCGUAGUCCCUUUACUUGACGCGUUGAAGCAACAGACUACAAGAUGGGCAACACUGUUCCUACGAAAAUACGCAAUGAAUGAUCUUGAGAUCCAGGGCAUUCGACUCCCAACCAUUCCACGAGGCGGUUCCAUGUUCAAGCUGAUUCUCUCAGACGUAGGCUUACAAGCAAGCUAUCUGCCCCGUGCGUUGCUUGAUGAGUACGCAGCGUACAUAACAUUCAACAUAUCCCCGCCCGACCCAAUUCGAGCUUUGAACAAGAGACUCCGGGACGAUCCUGUCUUGAAAUCGCAACCAGAGGUUCAGACAUGGCUGGACCUAUACGGGAAUGGGCUUAACGUCUGGACGGACAGUUUGGAUUUUGACACAAUUUCUGACUUGGCAACUGAGGACCAGGCUGACAAUGAUGAUAUCAUUACUCCCAAGGCUUUUCAGGAGAGCUUCCUCAUAGUCUUUGCCGCUAUGCUGUGGAACGACAGCCCAACGUACUCCAAUCUUCAUUUCUUCACCGGCCAGAUAUGUCAAACCAAGAACCUAUCCAAAUCGUGGUGGACUGAGUAUGGCCGUACUACAGUCGAAGCUAUGCUUGUACGUGUUUGUAGCAUUCGCACACAAAAUUGGGAGCGCGAUCCCAGCCGUCGGCCUGCCGUCCUGCCUGAUACAUACCCGUGGCGGCUGUUACUACUCGCCUACCCGUUUCUCGACCCGGAAGAUACUGCUGAGGUUCGAGAAGAGAAGUGGAGAACGUUUGCGCAGCAACUGGCGAUCAUCAUAGAUGAGAAAGGUGGCGCGCCAUAUCACAUUAGGCUGGCCCAUAUCAAAGACUACCUCCAUGGUCUGGACUCGAAUGGAGUGUACCAAACCACGAUGCUUACGACACUUGUGUAUCUAAGCGACAGAUCAAAGGAGAUGUCAUCACAACUACCAAAUUCAGAAAUGCUCCAAGUAGAUUUGGCUAAGAGUAUCAUGGAGAGAGUGCACACGUUGGAAGAUGAUAGUUUGAAAGUGCGUUUACGGGUUCUAGUGUCCAGCUGGAUAGCCAGUGAGAACGAGUAUGUACGACGAGUAGGAUUUGAAUUGCAGGAGCAAUAUUUCCAAGGCGACAUCGGCUGAACUACAAGUUGUGGACAGAUCCUUGGUCUCUUGACAUAUCUCGAAUGGCUGAAAUCUUUGAUGGCCCAAAAAUGGUCGGAAGCAAGAAGAGAAAUGGUUAUCAAUUACUCAUUGCAUCUUUAAAGUUUGUUUUCUGCUAGAGCAGCGGCCCUAUAGAUUAGUGCACAAAAAUAUUGUCAAAAUGCGUAACUUGUGACAGCGAGUAACAAACUACAGCAGGAAGAAAAGAAAACAAAGUCGAGAACGAAAAUGGGUUCACAAAAAAGACUGGUCUCAUAACAAAUGGGUGGGAUCUCUUAGUUGAUCACUUACAAUCAAUACUUAUAAAAACUUAAUAUACGGUGUAAGCCCC
Molecule: messenger RNA, 5479 nt
Organism: Dothidotthia symphoricarpi CBS 119687
Lineage: Eukaryota; Fungi; Ascomycota; Dothideomycetes; Pleosporales; Dothidotthiaceae
Exons: 4
Coding region: 241-5127 (1628 amino acids)
Source: RefSeq, a predicted model, not a curated record